AUGAGUAAGCUACUGAUCAUCCUGUUGCGCCGAGUCACCAUCGCGGUCUGGCUGAGCUUCACCUCACUGCUUAUUUAUUUCCUGCUUGCGCGCAGGAGCCGCGUGGACACGACCUGGUCGCAGCCGCCGCCGGCGGCAGCGACAGCGGCGGCCGCUAAUCUCAGGCUUCUGGCGUCUGCCAGAGGAGGCGCCUUCGGGACGCUGCCGCGCGCGUCGUGCCCGAGUUUCCUGGCCGUAGUGGUGUGCUCGGCGCCCGACCACGCUCCCGAGCGCCAAGCCAUCCGCGAUACGUGGGCCCGCGACGCCCGGCCGGGACACAGCGCGGUCUACUUCCUACUCGGCCGGUACACCGAGGAUGCCGCCAGACAGAGGGCCCUGAAAAGCGCUCGUGAAAGGUCUAUCGGCUCGGUACAGAGCGACGACUCGUCGGUUCUCCCCGAAAGCUCGGUGUUCGGAGACGUGAUCCGCGCCGACUUCGAGGAUACCACUAGGAACCAGACGCUCAAGUCACUGCUCCUUCUCCAGUGGGCGCACACGUUCUGUCCGCGUGUCAGCUUCGUCCUCAAGGCGGACGACGACGCUUACGUGGACCUGCCGGGCUUGGUCGGACUACUAGAGGCGAAGAAGGCCGCCUUCGAGAACGACACGCGCCGCGGCAACAGCGCUGGGUUCCUGCUCGGCAAGCGACACGAGAGCAGGCCGAUCGGUCGCAAACGCCGAAGGUACUACGGAAGCCCAGCCGGCUCAUGGGUGCCUGUCUACUUGUCCGGUGCUGCGUACGUGAUGUCGGGGGCCAUCGUGGGUCCGAUGCUUCGGAAGGCGCUGGAGACGCCCGCCCUGCACCACGAGAACGUCUUCCUCACGGGAAUCGUCGCGUCCAAGCUGCACCUGAGGCUGUUCAACUCGCCCUGCUUCGCCUGCUGCGACGAGCUGGCAGACCCGUGCGCUUACCGCGGGCUGCUGGCCGCCACAGUCGCCAAGCCCGACACCCUGCGCACGGCGUGGGCGCUCGCGCGUGGUCAGACGGCCGGGGCCUGCACUCCGCUCAACGGCACCGACCGCCACUGCUGAUGGCCGACGCGCGCGCGCGCAAUUGCUGCCUUCGUGCUGUUGCGCUA
This is a messenger RNA of Dermacentor andersoni, 1118 nucleotides long. RefSeq names its product beta-1,3-galactosyltransferase 5-like. NCBI's taxonomy places the organism in Eukaryota, Metazoa, Arthropoda, Arachnida, Ixodida, Ixodidae. Gene Ontology annotation, cellular component: Golgi membrane. Gene Ontology annotation, molecular function: hexosyltransferase activity. The record is from RefSeq and is a predicted model, not a curated record. Gene Ontology annotation, biological process: protein O-linked glycosylation.